Messenger RNA from Oryzias melastigma (Indian medaka), 3292 nucleotides. RefSeq names its product Sin3A-associated protein a (gene sap130a). The record is from RefSeq and is a predicted model, not a curated record. Lineage: Eukaryota; Metazoa; Chordata; Actinopteri; Beloniformes; Adrianichthyidae. Gene Ontology annotation, cellular component: Sin3-type complex. Gene Ontology annotation, biological process: negative regulation of transcription by RNA polymerase II.
CUCUCCCCACAGCUUCUCCCCAUCUCCCCGCCCCACGUUAAGUUGCUGAUUUAUGCUGGUUCAUGGCCAACAGCCAUGGGUUGGACGUAGCAUUUUCCUAAGCUCCUAUUGGACGAAAAUAUAGCGGCUCGAUCUCUGAUUGGUUGAAAGAAUCAGAGCGCCCCGUUUCUCCCUCUACACUCUUCCGGUUUAUAUGUUGAAGGAAAAAAAAGAAAAGACGAAUGGAAAAAAUUGCAAUCCAGAGAACGACCAUUGCUUAGUUAUUUAGCGGUCAGCAAAUACUGAAAUGAGCUCACAGCAAUUCCCUCGACACGGGCUGCCUACUUCCAGCGGAGGAACCCCUCAGAUCCCUGCUGCCCCAAACCUGAUGCCUGUCAACCAGCCAUCAUCUGCUCCAGCUGUCGCUGAAGGAGACAGCAGUCGUGAAGCCGAUCACAGUCAGCAAGAUCACCCACCUGCUCCCAGUGGAGGGACUUUAGCCUUUAGAGAUGAGAAGCAGGAGACCAUGGUGGUCAGACCGUACCCUCAAGUGCAGACACAUGGACAGCCACAAGCUGCUCCUCAAACUGUGUCUAUCCAGCCUGGUGCCCCGGUGACCGUACCUGCACCUUCUGUGCACCUCCCACAGGGACAGCCUGCAGUCCUCACCGAGGGACAGAUGAAGGCUGUUCUGAAACCACCGAUGCCAAGUCGACUUAUUGCUCCAGCACCAGCUUCCAACCAGACCCAUAUUCCAAUCCCUCCCAAGGUGCCUAGUCACAUCACUGUCACCAUUGAAAGCAGCAUUGCCCCCACCCCAUCCAUCCCCGUGGCAACAAUCAGUGGUCAGCAGGGUCACUCCAGCAACUUACACCAUCUGAUGCCAGCUAACAUUCAGAUCAUUAGGGGACAGAUUGGCACCCCCACCGUUUCUCCUCAAACGUUCACAUCCCAUUUACCUCGUGGAGCUGCUGCAGCCGCUGUCAUGUCCAGCUCCAAAACUGUGUUACGACCAGCCACCGGAGCCGGUGCAGGACCUGGCCAACCUGCAGUGCAGCACAUCAUCCACCAGGCUAUUCAGUCUCGACCUGCUGUAACAACUUCUACAGCUGUACUUCCGACUGUGGUGGCUCCUAUUUCAGCAACGAGAACUCAGUCUCCAGUGAUCAGUCCGACUGUCACACACUCUGAGGUGGCUCAUGGGCGGCCAGCUCUAACGAUUCACACCACUCCCACCGUCAGGCCUCAGACUUCCCGUGACUCCACCACGCGGAUCACACUGCCAUCACACCCUGCAAUUGGAGCUCAGAAGCCCCAGCCCCCACACACCAUGGCACAGAAGCCUAUUUUUAGUACGGUGGCACCAGUAGCUGCAGCGACGGUGGCACCAAUUGUCGCCACCAACACUGUAUCGUCCACAACCACGAUAGGCUCUGUGCCGCACACACAGAUGACCAGUAGUACUAUCGUCACCAUGACGAUGGCGUCACACUCUUCUCACGCUACAGCAGUGACCACCUCUGCUAUUCCUGUUGCAAAAGUGGUCCCCCAGCCCAUUGCCCACUCGUCGUCCCGUGUUCAGCCUGACUACCCUGGAGAGAGAACUAACCUCAUCCCCAUUCCUGGACACAGGUCUUCUCCUAACCCUGUCACCAUGGAAACCAGAAGUGACAAUAGGCCCUCUGUACCAGUUCAGUUCCAGUAUUUUUUGCCAACGUAUUCAUCCUCAUACCCUCUGACUCAGACCUACACCCCGAUCAGCAGCUCUGUCUCCACCUUACGUCAGUAUCCAGUCACCCCACAAGCUCCAAGUUCAGCUCUGCCCACGCAGGCUGGAGUGGGCGUGGCUACUACUGUCCACCUGAACCACAUGCAGCUGAUGGCGGUUGACCGGAUUGGUUUGCCUUCAGCCCAAAUCAGCACCCAGGGGAUCCAGCAAGCACCAAUUGCUGCACAAGGCAUCCAGCCUGCGCAGAUGGGAGUUCAGAGCCUGCACCCGUCUGCACCCAUCACAACUCAAGGAAUACAGCAGGCGCCGAUAGUCACACAGCAGCAGCAGCAGCAACCUCAAAGUGAAGCAAAGCCUGGAGUUGUGUUGGCUGAUGGCUUUGUUGCUAGUCCCAUUAGCACCACCUUUGGCACCACCCAGCCUGUAGCCACCAUGGUGCAGGGUCACACUCAGGGAGGAGUGGGAGGAGGUCCCACUCUGGUUUCCUCCCCUCGACCCAGCAUUCUCCGCAAAAAACCGGCAAAUGAAACGUGUGUUCGUAAGAACCUGAUUCCCGCCCAAGCCAGUGAACCCAGCGGCGCUAGGAUUGAGAGUGGGGGUGUGAGAGGAGCCGGUUCUCCUCGGCCUGCUGGUGUCAAACCCAAAACUGAAGUGCACAUGGCUAUGGCCCCCCCAGUCAUGGCUGCAGUAGAGGCACUACCUGCUCAGGGAGGGGAGCAGCAGGGCGUGGUCUCCAAUCCUCAGCACUUGGCCCAGGCCAUCCCCACCUUGCUCGCCACGCCAGGACCCGUGCCUCCCUCCCAACCCUCGACUGUUCUCUCGGCCUUGCCGGCCGCCAUGGCUGUGACGCCCGCCGUUCCUGCAUCAGUGGCCAACACGGUGGCCUCCCCCACUCAGCCUGCAGCGAGUAGCACAGCAGCGUGUGCUGCUAGCUCCACCUGUCCAGAUGUGAAAGUCAAACAGGAGGCGGAGCCUAUGGAAACUUCACAGCCAGAUCCCAGUUCAGGUAUGUUAUCAGCACAGACCAUCACCACCCAGGCCUCCACACUCAGCGCUCCUGGAACAGGAGAUCUGAUUCCUGGGGCCUCUCCGAGAAAAAAGCCCCGCAAACAGCAGCACAUCAUUUCAACCGAGGAAAGCGAAAUGGUUGAAACAAACAGCACAGAUGAAGAGAAGGCUCCAGGCAGGCCCAUGAGCAGCAGGGCGGAGCGGCGGGAAUCUCCACCUCGAGAAUAUGUUGAUGAAGAAGGAGUGAGAUAUGUGCCUGUCAAGCCCCGCCCACCUAUUACCCUUUUGCGGCACUACCGUAACCCUUGGAAGGCUGCUUACCACCACUUCCAGAGGUAUAGCGACAUUCGGGUCAAAGAGGAUAAGAAGGGCACAUUACAGGAUAUGGCUAAUCAGAGAGGCGUGGCCUGCAGAGCACAAGGCUGGAAAAUUCACUUAUGUGCCGCGCAACUUAGACAGCUGUCGAGUUUGGAGCACGACGUCUACAGCCGCCUCUCCUCCCUCCAGGAGGGCCUGAUCCCAAAGAAGAGAGCCGGCGCCGAUGAUGACCUUCACCGAAUCAAUGAGCUCAUACAG